AGUAGCUAUUCCUCUGAAUUCAUAUUGUGCACAUAAACAUAACAUAGACCAAAUCCCUAUGAAUAUUCUAGGAAUAUAGUAGAAUUCCCAGUAGAAUUAAUCUCUUAUUAGUACACACACACACAAAGGGAGAAGAGAGAGAGGGAGAGGUCCCAGGCGCGUCUAAUCGGAUUAGGCAACUGUGGGUUAACAGGCUGCUGUCUCUCUCCGCCCUACAUGGGACAGUCGUGCGCGCAUACUUUCGACUGCAGCUCCACUUCUUGAACUGCCCCUAAAAUUCACGCCCUCGAAACGGAUAACAGGACGCGCGAAAGCAAAUCUCACUUCAUGGGACGUUUGCGCCUCGGAUGGGGGAUCACAAUAACCGCUCUCCAAAGAUGACUGAUGGUUUGGUGAUAAACUUGACGCGCAACCCGUUCAGCUAGUAUGACACCACAAAUCAAAGAGUUUGUGCAGUUUGGGCUCCCGUGUGAGAUGUGAGUGACUUUUUUUUGUUUUGUUUUGUGUUCUUGAACUCGUAGUUGGAUUCUCGUCUUGGCGACACAGGCAGUCCCAUGCUUGCGCCCCGCGUGCCAGGCUGCGCUCUACCCCGAGGACAGUGCCCUAGGCUCGGGGGUUAGAUGGUGCUGAUCACGGACGACAGGGAUGGAGGAGGCGUCCCGUCGGUCCGGGUCAAGCAUCUCCGACAUCAGCAGAAAGUCGGGCAGAUCCACCCGACCAUAACCGAGGAGCCUCCGUCCAACUCUGACGAGGACUACUUGGGCUCCUGCGAGGAGGAGGAGGACGACGGCGGAGACGAGGAGGACGGAGACGAGGAGGACGAAGAUGAAUUCGAGGAAGUUGACUUCGAGGGCUUGGACGAUUGUCGGAGCAUCUUGUCAGACGACUCCUUCUAUCCACCGGAUGAUGUGUUCGCGGACUCGGAGCGCACUCCGUCACCGGAUAGCCCGAAGCCGCUGUCUUUUUUCCAGGCGUGCUGCACCAACAACGCAGCCAUCGUCCGGAUGAUGAUCCGGCAUGGUGUGAAGGAGGAGGAAGUCAAACAGACUGACAGGAAUAACAAGACAGGGCUGCUGGUCGCAUGUUACCAAGGUUACGUGGACGUCGUCAUAGCGCUGUCCCAGUGUCCCUAUCUGGAUGUCAACUGGCAGGACAGCGAGGGAAACACCGCUCUCAUAACUGCUGCACAAGCAGGCCACAUAACGAUCACCAACUAUCUCUUGAACUACUACAUCGGGCUGGACGUAGAGAGAAGGAACUGUCACGGCUUCACCGCCCUGAUGAAAGCUGCCAUGCAGGGCAGGGUGGACUGCGUGCGCUCGCUCAUGAUGGCAGGAGCUGCGCUCAAUGCGAAGGACUUCGGCCGCCACCUGACUGCCAGGGAGUGGGCCUUGUUCACGGGCCGAUAUGAAACUGCUUGGGUGAUGACACGCCUUAUGGAACGGCCGUCUCCACACCAGUACCAUGAAAGGUUCAGUCUGGAGUGGCCACCACUAGCAUCCCUAGUGGCCAAAUCCCAGGAGCCCCGAGGCUGUCUGAAGCGCCUGUCAGACACCGUGCGGUCCGUCUUCAACAUUGCAAAUGUCACCAACCCCGAGGACCAAGGCGUUAUCGACCACAUGGUUUCCAUUACAACCGCCAUGAGGAGCCCUUUCAUCGCCGUGGCGUGUCACACGGUGUGCCCUGACAGUCCUCCAAGUGUGGGCAAGCGGUGCUAUGCGGUCCCCGAGAUCAUCCGCCAGCAGCGCGCCAAGGAGCUCCGCACCAUCAACCCCGACCGGGUGGACGGCCAUCUCAAACUCUUCCAGAACUCUCGGGUCACGCUGGUGCCCAAGAUCUCAGCGGACCGCCGAGCCAGCCUUCAGGCCCAGAGCCUGGUGCCUCGACACAGGAGCUCCAGCCUGGGCAUCGUGGCUUACAACGAAGCCAUGGAGUUGCGGAGAACCAGCCUGCUGCCCGUCCACAUGGUGCUGCGGAGGAGCAGCGUCAGGCCGGGCUUCAGCAUCCCCAAAGUGAGGGUGUCCAAAGCCCCCCCGUCCACCUACGAACCGGAAAAGGUCCGGAAGAAGAGCAGCACCAAAGAUGGAGGGCACCUCCUGCAGAUCCCGAAGUGGAGGUACAAAGAGCUAAAAGAGGAGAGGAAGAAGGCAGAGGAAGCUGAGAGGAGGAGGGUAGAGGCUGCGACCAAGAAGCGCAUUGCUACCGGGAAAAGGAAAUAAUAUCAUUACCUCAGAAGCUUUACACUAACCCCCAUUACAAAACAACAAAUGCUGGAGAAGCCACGACAUGGGUUGACUGUUUUCCCCCGAUACAUGGCUCAAGGUGAGCGCAGACUUAACAACGGUGUCCCAGGGAACUGAAGGUUGCUUUCAUCUGCUCAAGUUUUGCAAAAGGGGGGGUGCAGAGUGGCCUCUUAAAAAUGAGUCCUUUGUGAUGUCAAACAUCGAAUACCCAGGGGAUUUGAUACUUGAAAUGUUUUUAGCUAAUUUAUUUUUAAUAUUUAUUGCUUUUUAAUAGAUGGCCGGGUCUAUAUUUUGUUACGCUUGGGGAACUCAUUACGGUGAGGGGUGUAUGUAGCGCAUUGGAGCAGAAGACAUUUAAUAACACACAUUCUUUCCAGCAGAGCAGCAGAGUUGUGUCUAUCUUUCUGCCUAAAAAAAAAAGAAAAAAGAAAAAAAAAACGUUUUGAAGCAAUUUAAAACAUUUUAUGGAAUAAAAAAUUUAGUGAAGAAUACUAAUGUUGCCUGAGCAGUCUAAAUGCAGGUCUUGUAGAGAAUAUUUAUUGGCAAUAUUUUUUAGAUGCUUUUUGUUUUGUUUUAAAUUGACACACCCUGAAUGUAUUUUGCAUAAUAUAUAUAUAUUUUAUAUUAGAGAUUUUAAUGCUUUUGAAGAAAAACUUCUUUUUUUUAAUUAAAGAUUUUCCACUCACUGAUAUCUAUACAAGGUUUUCUAGUUUUAACCGUUUGAGGCCAAGUCUGAAAUGGAUCUUACACUUUAAUUUUUUUCCCAAAUGUUUGCAGUCCAAUACCACAGUGACACUGAGACCACGCAACGACUGGAAUGUGUGAGUUUAGUGUACACAGGGUACGGAUGUUGUGAAUGAAAUAAACACUUCUGCUAACGGUGA
Molecule: messenger RNA, 3127 nt
Organism: Mugil cephalus (flathead mullet)
Lineage: Eukaryota; Metazoa; Chordata; Actinopteri; Mugiliformes; Mugilidae
Gene: ankrd33ba
Product: ankyrin repeat domain 33ba
Exons: 6
Coding region: 621-2219 (532 amino acids)
Molecular function (GO): protein binding
Source: RefSeq, a predicted model, not a curated record